AUGAGUAAAGCACGGGCACUGUUCGAUGAAAUGCCCGUAAGGACUCUUGUCUCAUGGACUAUACUCAUGUCAGGAUACACCCGUCAUGGACCAGCCACUGAAACAUUGAUGAUGUUCCAAGAUAUGGUGCAAGAUCAUUAUAAUGAAUCACUCAUUCCAGAUUCUUUUGUUUUUUCCAUUGUUCUGCGUGCAUGUUCCGUGAUGGAAAAUCUCGAUUACGGGCGUCAGCUCCAUGGCAGGAUUUUAAAAACCGAUGGUGCGAUUGACUCUUUUGUAGAGAACGCACUUGUGAGCAUGUAUGCUAACUGUGGGUCUCUCUCUGAUUCUUCUCGUGUUUUUGCUAGAAUCGUGCGACCCAAUUUAUUAUCUUGGAGCUCAAUGCUAUGUGGUUAUAUGCAGAAUGGGUUUGAGGAAGAGGGGCUUGGCCUCUUUUGUGAGAUGCUUCGGGCUGGAACUGCACUAGAUGAUUUUGCUUUGUCAAUGGCACUUGGAGCAUGCGCAAAUUUGAGUUGCUUGGAUUAUGGCGUUCAGAUCCACUGCUAUAUAAUCAAGAUGGGUUUUGAUUCUUGCCUGUUUCUGAAGAAUAGUUUAAUGGAAUUCUAUUCAAGAUGUGGAGAUAUGGACUCAUCGAAUUUGGUUUUUGACAAGAUGACAGAUAGAGAUCUGGUUUCCUGGAAUACUGUCAUUAAGGGUCAUGUGCAUAAUCUCCAGAGCCUUGAAGCACUGAGGAUCUUUCGAGCACUAAUGGAUGAAGUUUCUAACUGUGAUGAGUACACACUAGCUAGUAUACUUCAAGCUGUCACUAGCUUAAGAGAGUUGGAUCAUGGCAGGGAAAUUCAUGGAUAUAUAAUCAGAGCUGGAUUUGAAUCAAAUCUUUAUGUAAUCAGUUCUCUUUUGGAUAUGUAUAUUGAGUGCAAUGACCAUGAGAGAUGGAAUCACACAGAUGAAGUUCCUCCUAAGAUCUUUAACCGCUUAAAAGGAGGGAAAUGUGAUGAAUUCAUCAUUUCUAGCAUCUUAAAAUGGUGUUCUUUGAGAUUAGAUAUUGAAACAGGAAAAAUGUUCCAUUCACAGAUCAUAAAACUGGAUUUGACAUAUGAUGCAUAUAUCAUGAGUUCGUUGAUUGACAUGUAUUCAAAGUGUGGUAUCGUAGAAGCAGCUUGGAGGGUAUUUACGGAAGUAAAAAACCCCGGCACAGUUCCAUGGUCUGCAAUCAUUGCAGGAUAUUGUUGGAAUGGUUGGUUUGAAGAAGCUCUUAGACUAUUUCAGGAAAUGCAAUUUGACUUUUACAAAGCUAAUGAGUACACCUACACUUCUGUUCUUCUAGCUUGCUUAGCUCUGGGAGAUAUAACAAAGGUAAAAGAGCUGCACUGCCAGAUACUCAGAUCAGGUUAUGGAUCAAAUGUUUCUAUCAUUAACACUUUGAUUAAUGUUUACUCAGAAAAAUGGCAUCUUGAACAUGCUCUCAAAUUGAGCUUUUUAAUCCCUGAGGCUGACAUUGCUUGGGGAUUCUUGAUCCAGGCCUGCUCAAGUGUUAAAGACCAUGAAACAACUCAUAAAAUUCUACAUAGGAUUCAGCAGUCUAAAGGGGAUAUUGACCCAACCUCAGCCUCUUACAUUCUUGAGUCCUGUGCCGACCCAGUCCUUUUAAAUGUAGGAACACAAGCUCAGGCCUAUAUUACCAAAAGGGGUUUCAUUGCGGAUCCUGUAACUGGCAAUUCUCUUAUUAGGAUGUAUUCUGCCUGUGGAAGAAUUGCUGAUUCAGACACAGCUUUCAAGAAAAUGCAUGACAGGAACUCUGCUUCUUGGACAUCAAUCAUUUCUGCGAAUGUGGAUCAUGGUCAUGCAUCUGAAGCUCUAGAGUUGUUUAGCCAGAUAAAGUGGAAAAACAAAUCAUUGGAGUCAAGCACAUUUACCUCUGUUUUGAAGGCAUGCGCUCAAAAAGGUCUGGUAGAUGAAGCAUUUCACUUGUUCAUUUCUAUGAAUGAAAUAUAUGGAAUUAAACCAUCCAUGGAACAUUAUUCCUGCUUGGUUGAAGUGAUGGGACGAGCUGGAAGAUUUGAAGAUGCUCUGGAUUUCAUUGAUGAAGCCAUCCCAUUUGAACCAGGUCCCUUAAUUUGGAAGACUCUUCUUUCAUCAUGCCGGAUACAUAACAAUAUGGGGGUUGCAAAAUAUGCAGCAGAGAAGCUUCUAGAACUGGAACCAAGUGACCUAAGUGCAAAUCUACUUCUAGAACAGGUUCUCUUAACUGUAGGGAAGUGGAAUGAAGCAUCAAAGUUACAAACCAAGAAUAAACCCAUGAGAAUGAAUUCUAGUUGGAUUGAAGUUAAAAAUACCAUCUAUGAGUUUGUUGCAAACCACAUUCCAGCAGAAAUCUCUGCUAAAUUAGCUGAUCUUGAAGGAAAGAUGGAGGAACUAGGCUAUGUUUCUGAUGCAAACCAUGUGCUGCACAAUGCAGAAGAGGAAGAAUAUGUAGGUCUUCCUCAUACCGAAAUGAAGGCCUUGGCUUUUGGGUUAAUUACAUUACCCCAUGGAAUACCAAUACGGAUAGUCAAGAGUGUACGGAUGUGUGGAGAUUGUCAUUCUGCUUGUAAGUUCAUGUCCACCUUCAUAGGCCGAGACUUGGUUAUCAAGGACUCGUGCAAUUUCCACCACUUCAAAAAUGGGAGGUGCAGUUGCAGGGAUAUGUGGUAG
Molecule: messenger RNA, 2691 nt
Organism: Nelumbo nucifera (sacred lotus)
Lineage: Eukaryota; Viridiplantae; Streptophyta; Magnoliopsida; Proteales; Nelumbonaceae
Product: pentatricopeptide repeat-containing protein At4g13650-like
Biological process (GO): RNA modification
Molecular function (GO): zinc ion binding; protein binding; RNA binding
Source: RefSeq, a predicted model, not a curated record